AUGAAAAUCCCACGCAUCACGAGCUUGUUCUGGCCCUUCUCCAUGCUGCUACUAUCUGACCAAAGUAGAAUGUCUGAAGCAGAAGUCAAAUACAAUUUCACUGAAAAGAAUUAUUCUUUGAUUCCAGCUGGUAUCAAUAAUGUUACCAUCCUUGAUCUCAGUUAUAACCAGAUCACGCUGAAUGUUUCAGACAUAAGGGUGUUACAGAUGUAUUCUUUACUCACAGAGCUCUACUUGAUUGAGAAUGAUAUCACUGUCUUAUACAAUAAUAGUUUCAGUAAUUUAUCCAACCUAGAACUUUUAAAUAUCUGUAGAAAUUCUAUCAGCAUAAUUCAACAGGAUGCAUUUGUAGGCUUAAAUAAACUAAAACAGUUACAUCUUUGCCAAAAUGAAAUACUACAACUAAAUCCUGACAUGUUUGUGCCGCUAAACAACCUGAAAGUUCUGAACCUGAAAGGCAAUUUGAUAAGCUACUUUGAUGGACCACAACUCCUUCAUCUGGAAUUAAUAAUCUUAUAUGGAAACCCAUGGAAUUGCACUUGUCGUCUGUUCAACCUGCAGAACUGGUUGAAUACAUCAAAUGUGACGCUAGAAAAUGAAAAUAUUACCAUGUGUCACUAUCCAUAUGACCUAAAGCACUACAGCAUCAAAACAGCACCCUUCACCACUGAAUGCCAUCCAAAAUCUAUUUCACCUAUAACUGAAGAUCUUUAUACUCAUUUUCAAUCCAAUUCAACAUUCAGUAGCUCUUUAAACAACGCAACACAAAGUUCAGAACAUGAGCCUCUUGGAAAAAGUUGGGCUUUCCUUGUUGGUGUCGUCCUAACUGUACUGCUAACAUCAUUCCUCAUCUUUCUUGCUAUCAAAUGCCCAAUAUGGUAUAAUUUUCUGCUUAGCUACAGUCAUCACCGCCUGGAAGAGCAUGAAGCAGAAACCUAUGAAAACGGUCUUGCUAGAAAUCCAGGUUCUCUUUCACAAAUAACAGACACAAACUCUGAAGACACUACAGUAAUAUUUGAACGCUUGCAUUCAUUUGUCGUAGAUGAAGAUGGGUUCAUUGAAGACAAGUAUAUAGACAUCCAUGAACUAUGUGAAGAAAAAUAA
Nannospalax galili (Upper Galilee mountains blind mole rat) is the source of this 1104-nucleotide messenger RNA. RefSeq names its product leucine rich repeat containing 19 (gene Lrrc19). Gene Ontology annotation, biological process: interleukin-8 production; positive regulation of non-canonical NF-kappaB signal transduction. Lineage: Eukaryota; Metazoa; Chordata; Mammalia; Rodentia; Spalacidae. The record is from RefSeq and is a predicted model, not a curated record. Bases 1 to 1104 code for a protein of 367 amino acids. Gene Ontology annotation, cellular component: plasma membrane. The transcript has 4 exons. Gene Ontology annotation, molecular function: signaling receptor activity; protein binding.